Messenger RNA from Hansenula ciferrii, 1023 nucleotides. Its product is annotated as Zinc finger protein. The transcript has a single exon. The coding region runs from base 1 to 1023 and encodes 340 amino acids. Gene Ontology annotation, molecular function: DNA-binding transcription factor activity, RNA polymerase II-specific; RNA polymerase II cis-regulatory region sequence-specific DNA binding. NCBI's taxonomy places the organism in Eukaryota, Fungi, Ascomycota, Saccharomycetes, Phaffomycetales, Wickerhamomycetaceae. Gene Ontology annotation, cellular component: nucleus. Gene Ontology annotation, biological process: regulation of transcription by RNA polymerase II. The record is from RefSeq and is a predicted model, not a curated record.
AUGAAUGCUGUGAUGACUUUUAAUAAUGUUCAAAAUAUGUUUAAUAAAGAUCAAAUCAAUAAUAAUACAAUAAUCUUACCAUUACCAAAAUUAACUAGUCCUUCAUCAAAUCAACAGACACCUACUCAGCAACAACAACAUCCUCAACCUAUACAUCCUCAACAUCCUCAUAAUUCAUUAUGGGAUUAUAAAUUUGGUUCAACUUCAAUCCCAAAUACAAGAAUAAAUUCUCCUUCAACUUCUCCAAGUAUAGAAUCUGGUAUUUUAUCAACUUCAUCAUCAACAAUUCAAAUUCCAACAAGUUCAUAUACUUUACAUACUCCAAUACCUCAUCAACCUGCAUUAUUAUUACCUUCAAUUAAUACAUUAUCAAAUCAAUCAUCAUCAACUUUUUCCCCAAUUGAAGAACAUUAUUCAUUACCUUUACAAACAAGAUUAAAUUCACCAACAUCAAGAUCACAAUCAUUACCAAUAAAUCAUCAUUCAUCAAUAACCAACACCUCAUCAAAAAUAACCAAACCUCAACCACGUAAAAAGAAACAAUGUCCUGAAUGUCAUUUAUUUUUUUCAAAUUUAUCAACUCAUAAAUCAAUUCAUUUAACACCAGAAAAUAGACCUUAUUUAUGUAAGAUUUGUGGUCGUGGUUUUGCAAGAUCAAAUGAUUUAUUUCGUCAUAAUAAACGUCAUUGGAAAGAAACUGGUUCUUCUCAAGGUGCUUUUAAAUGUCCAUUUAAUUCAAUCUUAUAUCAAAAAACUCAUCCUCAUCCACAUACACAUAACUCAGAUGAAUUUGAAGAAACUCCAUGUCAUCCAACAGGGAUUUUCUCUCGUUGUGAUACUUAUAAAAAUCAUUUAAAAGCUUUACAUUUUAAUUAUCCACCAGGUACCAAGAAAAAACAAAGAAAUGAAGUCCCUGGAAAUUGUAAAAAAUGUGGUAAAUGGUUUGAAAAUGUUGAUGUUUGGUUAAAUUUACAUAUUGAAAAUAAUGAAUGUGGUUGGAAUUUUGAUGAUAUUAACAAUUAG